AUGUUUUCUUCAUUGUUGGCCAGCUUGGUUCUUGUGCACGCAGCGAUCGCUGCUGCUGUGCCGUUGGAAUCUCGCUCCAACAGUGUAUCGGUCACGCUCGGCGGCGGUACCUUCGUCGGCGAACAGAAAGACGGCCUUCAGAAGUUUUUGGGUAUUCCCUUUGCUCAACCUCCUGUUGGCAAUCUACGGUUCCGCCUACCGCAACCAAUCACCUCGUAUAAUGGCACCUAUGACGCUAGGAAGUAUGGCCCCUCAUGCCCUCAGCAGUCCAUUUCCUUGCCUCUGGUGAACGGUUUGGUCGGUGAAGUGACCGAUUGGAUGAUCGGCACCAUCUUCGGUCAGGUUUUCCCUGAUGCAGAAGACUGCCUUACCGUCAAUGUGGUAAAACCUGCAUCAGCUAAUGCCAAUUCUAAGUUACCUGUGGUUGUUUGGAUUUUUGGAGGUGGCUUCCAGCUCGGAAGUACUUCCAUGUACGAUGGUGGAAUGAUCGUCAAGCGUGCUGUGGACCAACGCCAACCCGUCAUUUUCGUGAGCAUGAACUAUCGUCUAUCCGGUUUCGGUUUCAUGGCUAGCAAGGAAAUUCGCGAUGCGGGUGUUGGAAAUAUCGGUUUGCAUGACCAAAGAGAGGCCCUUCGAUGGAUUAAGAAGCAUAUCUCCGCCUUCGGAGGUGACCCCGACAAAGUUACCAUUUGGGGUGAAUCCGCUGGUGCCAUCUCCGUCGCGCUUCAAAUGACUGCGUAUGAUGGCAACCACGAGGGUCUCUUCCGCGGUGGCUUCAUGCAGUCCGGUGCACCCAUCCCCGUUGGCCCUCUCGAAAACGGCCAAGUCUACUACGAUGACGUCGUUCGGGAGACUGGAUGUGCUGGAUCCUCGGAUACUCUCGAAUGCUUGAGGGGUGUUCCCUACAACAGGCUCAAGGCUGCCAUUAACAAGUCACCUUCAAUCUUCGAUUACCAGUCGCUUCGCCUUGCCUGGCUUCCUCGCACUGACGGCGUGUUCCUCACCGAUGAUCCCCUCAAGUUGGUACAGCAAGGAAAGGUCGCCCGUGUUCCUUUCGUCAACGGUAUGUAUGCAUCCUGCCAUCCCAUGUUCCCUUUGGACCCAUCGGAAACGUUAGGCAAUUGCGACGAUGAGGGUACCUUGUUCUCCCUGGCCACUCUGAAUGUAACCACCGAUGCGGGCUUCAAGAAUUGGGUCAAGAACGUUUUCCUGAGGAUUCCAGACGAGCAAGUCGAGAGGAUCGCCCAGCUCUACCCUUCUACUCCCUCCGCUGGGUCUCCAUUCGGCACUGGAAACAGGAACGCCUUGACACCCCAGUUCAAGCGAUUCGCUGCCUUCCAGGGUGAUGGUGUUUUCCAGGCUCCUCGCCGCUGGUUCUUGCAGCACACUGCCCACAGACAAGACGUCUGGACCUACGUUCACAAGCGACUCAAGGGUCUCCCUGUUCUCGGCGCUGCUCACGCUACCGACCUUCUCAACAGCUUCUUCCUCGACGGUGACAUGAACGAACACCUUGUCCGUUUCGCUACUACGCUCAACCCCAGCGGUCGUUUCCACUGGCCGAAGUACGAUACGAAGAACAAGCACAUGCUCAGCUACAAUGACGGUAUCUUCAACCCUCUGUCGCUGACCAAGGACAACUACAGGGAGGAGGCCAUGCAGUACCUGAUCGAUGUUACGCUGGAGAAUCCUGUUUAA
Messenger RNA from Coprinopsis cinerea okayama7#130, 1698 nucleotides. Its product is annotated as carotenoid ester lipase. The record is from RefSeq and is a predicted model, not a curated record. Lineage: Eukaryota; Fungi; Basidiomycota; Agaricomycetes; Agaricales; Psathyrellaceae. The transcript is spliced from 12 exons. Bases 1 to 1698 code for a protein of 565 amino acids.